This is a messenger RNA of Aureobasidium pullulans EXF-150, 510 nucleotides long. RefSeq lists its product as uncharacterized. NCBI's taxonomy places the organism in Eukaryota, Fungi, Ascomycota, Dothideomycetes, Dothideales, Saccotheciaceae. The record is from RefSeq and is a predicted model, not a curated record. Bases 106 to 321 code for a protein of 71 amino acids. The transcript has a single exon.
CCCGCCGUGCCUGCAGAUGCGGGGAUCCACAUCAAUCGAACCAUCUCUCCUUUCUCUGCUCUUGUGCUCGCUGACAAGCUCGAUUCUCAGCACCCGGUUGUACCUAUGCGUUGGCCGAAGUAUGACGCUUCGCUAUCAUGCUGCUUCGUAGCACGUCUGUCUGCCGCAGUGCGGUCGACAUGUUUGCCAAAGUACAUCAAAUCCGCGUACCUACCCCUGCACCACGCCAAAACUUUGUCCUCAAUCGUCGAGCAUGCAAAGUCCGUCAAGCAGCAACGCAGACGUGACAAUAUUCCAUCUCUGAUCAAGACACUCUGCUGAAUUGUAUCAUCAUGCUUUCUACCCUUGAUGCUUCCUUCAGAUGUCUUUCCCGUCCUCAGCCUUGUCCCGGCACAUUUCUCCACCACCAAUAUCGAAACAAAGCCCCUAAUCCCCUUUCAGUAUCCUUCUCGAAGCUCAACCCUGACUUCUCACCCAUUUCAUAAACAUCUCACACCCGUCUCUACAAAA